Molecule: messenger RNA, 2412 nt
Organism: Leptosia nina
Lineage: Eukaryota; Metazoa; Arthropoda; Insecta; Lepidoptera; Pieridae
Source: the annotation of a GenBank genome assembly
AUGAGUUUUUCAUUUGGACAAGCGACUACCACUUCGGGAAGUACAUUCGGAGCGAGUACCCCUGCGCAAGGAUCUUUAUUCGGCGGAGGAGAUGCAUCGAAGGCUACAGAUAACAAACCAACAAUAUUCAGUGGAGGAGGAGCAAGUACUCCAGCAUUCGGCGGCUUUGCCUUUGGUGCUAAGACUACAGCUACUACUUCUAACUUGUUUUCAACACCAACGACAAGCAGCACAACAGCAUUCGGUGGAAACAAACCAUUGAAUUUCAGUUUUUCAAGUCCUCCAAAUCAGACAGUUGGUAGCCCUGGCUUUGGAGCACCUGCUAAUCAAAAUGCCAGUGCCAAUCUAUCCUUUGGUGGCAGUACCCCAUUUGGUUCACCAACUACUACUACACAAGCAUCUACAGGUCCAUCUUUUGGUACUCCAUCUACCACUUCUGGUUUUGCUUUUGGUAAGGCUACCACUGGGUUUGGCUUUACAACACCAACAUCUGGCUUUUCUGCACCCCAAACAACUGUUGCAAGUACAACAAGCCAGCCGACUCAGGGCACAACUAGUGGAUUUGGGCAGAGUGCGUUUGGCAGCAAAGGUUUCAGUUUUGGCAAUACUGCAAAUGCUGCCACUGGUGCCACUACAACACCAGCGCCUGCCUUUGGUAGUGUACGAGCACAACCAACAUUAUCCUUCGGCACAACCACAACUCAGCCACAGACAACACAAAAUCCGCCAAGCUUCGGGUUUUCAGCUACACAGCCCGUAAAACAAGAAACCACACAGUCCAGUUUCUUUCAGAACCAACAACUAGCACAAUUAACGUCACAAGCUGGAUCUGCAUUCGGCACUGGAUUUGGAGCACUUCAAACUCAAGCUAGUAUUCAACCUACUGGUUUUACCGGCCAGCCCAGUGGUUUCACCAGUCAGCCAUCUGGUUUUCAGAGUACAGGACUAGGUACUAGUACUGCUUCAGGCCUUAGUCUGGGAAGUAAUACUUCAACAGGAUUAAACUUGGGUUCUACCGUACCCAAUAUGGGAACUUCUGCUGGAACUACCAUAGGUACUAGCACUGGAAUUAACUUAGGCACUAGUGCACCUACACUAGGUACCACAGGAGGCACCAUUAAAACUGGAUUUGCAUUUGGUACAGCCACAUCUAGUGGACCGAGCCUAGGUAAUACUUCCGCAGCACUUAUUUUGGGCGCCAGUACUUCAACGCCAUUUAGUUUGGGUGGUGCCACUUCAAAACCUCUAAGUACAAUUGGCACUGGCACUGCCGUAUCUUCAGGAUUCAGUUUGGCACCUACCACAUCCAGUGGAAUAAAUUUUGGAACAACCACUAGCGGUCUCAGUUUGGGAUCUACUACGUCAACUGGACUUAAUUUAGGAGCUACACCAUCAACUGGGCUAAAAUUGGGGACUACACCAACUGGCCUUAAUUUGGGGACUACACCAACUGGCCUUAAUUUGGGGACUAGUACUGCGCCAGGACUUAAUCUAGGAACAAGUACCCCUCUGGGACUGGGGACUAGUACUUCAGCUGGAAUAAGUUUGGGGACUACUACUUCAACUGGAUUAAAUUUGGGUACUAGUACUUCAUCUGGACUAAUACUCGGAACUAGCACAUCGUCUGGCCUUGGUCUUGGGACUAGUACUGGCCUAGGAUUUACAUCGACAGCCUCAACGCUCAGUUUUGGAAAAACCACAGCUGCUACCACUUCAGUUUCAACCACAACUGUCUCUGGUAUAACAGCUCUUGGUAAAUCGACUGCAUCUACCAUGCCGUCACUUACUACCGCUACAACUACAGUAUCAUCAGCGCCGCCAGCAGCGAUUUCAUCUAUCUCUUUCGCCCAAUUGGAGGAAAACAUUAACAAGUGGACCCUUGAACUUGAAGAACAGGAGAAGACCUUUAUCCACCAAGCCACGCAGAUUAACGCAUGGGAUCGUCUGCUUAUCGCUAAUGGAGAGAAGAUAGUGGAACUGAACGAAGCGGUGGAAACGGUUAAGAACGAACAACAGAGCCUCGAACACGAACUUGACUUUGUGUUAGGACAGCAAAAAGAGUUAGAAGAGUUGUUGGCACCGCUUGAGAAGCAGUUAAGAGAUGAUGGCGAUAGAGUCCGAGAUCCAGAAAGAGAGCACAUGUACACCCUUGCUGAAAAUCUGGACAGCCAAUUGAGACAAAUGUCUGAAGAUUUAAAGGAAGUGAUUGAACACCUCAAUGAGACAAACAGAAGUCAGGACGGCAAUGACCCGAUUGUCCAAAUAGGCCGCAUAUUAAACGCGCACAUGUCUUCUAUGCAAUGGAUAGACAAUUCGAUAGCGCAGAUUUCAACCAAAUUAGAUCACUUAAAAGCAACGCACGACACGCUAAGAAGAGAUAACGAAAGAUCAUUCCAAUUGACUUAUAGCUAA